AUGCUCGAAGAUGCGCCUGAAACUAUGUCGACGGCUCUAACUAAGCAUGAUGUCAGCCUCUUCGAAGUCUUCGCAGCAGAAACUGGAGUGUUCCGUCGCACGCUAUUCACCUACGUCGACGCCAGUGAGCAAGCGUGGGCCGGCGAAGUCCACAACACACGAAAGUACGAUCUGACGGCGCAAGACAUCCAAGCAAAUCUGCGAAGGAUUCCCGACCAAGACGUCUUCCCUAAGAUGAUUCAGGGAAUCACUUUGCUACCCCCAAAUCCCAACAUCACGGAGCUCUUUUUCAAGAGACCACAAAUACAUUGCUUGCUCGACGAAUUCGGCGGAAAAACCGUUCCGCGGAUGCUUUUGGAGGAGGCUCAAGUGAUGGAAUUUCUAGCUAGACACCCGCACCCGAAUAUUGUGCCAUACCAUGGCUGUGUAAUGAAACGAGGUUACAUUACUGGAAUUACGCUCACGCGGUAUGAGAAGAUCCUGGAUCACCGAUUUAACAACGAUGUGUCCGACCUUGAUCUUGACCGAUUUGAACGCCAAUUUCGGGAUGCUAUCGAUCACAUUCACUCGCUUGGUCUCGCUCACAACGAUCUCAACCCCUCAAACAUCGCACUCGACAGUCAAGACGAUCCAGUGAUUAUCGACUGGGGAUCGUGUAAGAAGUUCGGGGAAUUGCUUCUUUCAGCUGGAACCCCUGGAUGGAUAGAAGAGGACUUUGAUGUUUCCAGAAAAGAGCACGAUGUCUUUGCUCUGGAUAAGAUCAUGGCUUGGAUGCGGGCGGAGAAGGAGAAAUUGUCAUAUCGGCGGCGUUAA
Ramularia collo-cygni is the source of this 813-nucleotide messenger RNA. RefSeq lists its product as uncharacterized. Gene Ontology annotation, molecular function: protein serine/threonine kinase activity; ATP binding. Gene Ontology annotation, biological process: mitotic DNA damage checkpoint signaling; protein phosphorylation. The record is from RefSeq and is a predicted model, not a curated record. Lineage: Eukaryota; Fungi; Ascomycota; Dothideomycetes; Mycosphaerellales; Mycosphaerellaceae. The transcript has a single exon. Gene Ontology annotation, cellular component: nucleus; cytoplasm. The coding region runs from base 1 to 813 and encodes 270 amino acids.